AUGGCAGAAAGCUCUGGCAAUGCAGAAGCAGCGCCUCCUGGGAUCCGUGAAGCAUGUGAACUUGUGAUGGUUGAAGAAGAGAAGAUUAGGGCUGAUAACGGUAACCGGAGUUUCGGAGGGAACCGAUGGCCUCGGCAAGAGACUUUGGCUUUAUUGAAGAUCCGUUCUGAUAUGGAUUCCGAUUUCCGGGACUCCACCCUCAAGGGUCCAUUAUGGGAAGAGGUUUCCAGGAAAUUAGCUGAGCUUGGUUAUCAUCGAAGUGCCAAGAAAUGCAAGGAGAAAUUUGAGAAUGUUUACAAGUACCACCGGAGGACCAAAGAUGGUCGAACAGGCAAGGCCGAUGGUAAGACUUAUCGGUUCUUCGAUCAAUUAGAAGCCCUUGAAAAUCUUCACUCACUUUCGGUUUCGCCUCCAAAAAUAAACCCUACUAAUGCACCUCAAGUUGAUCAUAAGCAGUCUAUGAAUCCUUCUUCCAAUAAUCUCCAAUCUUCUUUCCAUAGCUUUUUAUCCACUUCUACCUCUUCUUCAACCGCCUCGGACGAUAAUUCGGUUCAAGGGAGCAGUAAGAAGAAGAGCAAAUGGAAGGCGUUUUUCAGGAGGUUGACAAAGGAGGUGAUCGAGAAGCAAGAGCAGCUUCAAAACAAGUUCCUGCAAUCCAUUGAGAGAUGCGAACUGGAAAGAUUGGCUCGGGAAGAAGAUUGGAGGAUUCAAGAACUGGCGCAGAUCAAUAGGGAACACGAGAUUUUAGUUCAGGAACGGUCGAUGGCAGCUGCUAAAGAUGCUGCACUGAUAGCGUUCUUGCAAAAGGUGACCGGACAGAAACCAAGCGUGCUGCAAUUGCGACCGCAAGAAAAUCCCGAACCGCCGCCGCCGCUUCAGCAGACGGCGCCGCCAACUCAAACCUCGAAUAAUAACGAUAAUGUCGUUUCAUCGAGUUCUUCACGAUGGCCAAAAGACGAAGUUGAAGCUCUUAUAAAGAUCAGGAUAAACCUUGAAAUUAAAUACCAUGAAAACGGACCCAAGGCUCCUCUUUGGGAAGAGAUCUCGGCCAAGAUGAGGAAGCUCGGAUUCAAUCGGAGCGCCAAGAGAUGCAAAGAGAAAUGGGAAAACAUCAACAAAUACUUCAAGAAAGUUAAAGAAAGCAACAAGAGGAGGCCCGACGAUUCCAAGACUUGCCCAUAUUUUCACCAGCUGGACGCCAUUUACAAAGAGAAAAAUAGCAGAACCGAGAAUUCAGCACUUGCUUUUUCUGGCUAUGGCGAUAAGCUUGACAGUUCAGUUGCGCCGUUAAUGGUACGACCGGAGCAGCAAUGGCCUCCGCCGCAGCAAGAAAUUAGCCAGGCGGCAACCAUGGAAGAAACUGAGAAGGAAGAAAAUGAUGAUGAAGAAGAUGACGAAGAGGAAUACAAAGGGUAUGAUUUUGAGUUACCUCUGCACAGUGAGACAACAGAUCAAGUCAACCAUUGAUAAGAUGGUUUCGCUAAAUACUAUAUUUACUGUCGUAAAAGAACAGAAGAUUAUUUUCAGAAACACUGAUUUCUAUCCUUGGCAAAGAAGUGAGUCAGAUUGAGUAGAAGAUAGUGCGAUGAAAUAUGGAUUAACAGUCAUGCACAUGGGGUGUAGUCUUAUU
Molecule: messenger RNA, 1630 nt
Organism: Hibiscus syriacus
Lineage: Eukaryota; Viridiplantae; Streptophyta; Magnoliopsida; Malvales; Malvaceae
Product: trihelix transcription factor GT-2-like
Exons: 2
Coding region: 1-1467 (488 amino acids)
Source: RefSeq, a predicted model, not a curated record